Messenger RNA from Cladocopium goreaui, 850 nucleotides. Lineage: Eukaryota; Dinophyceae; Suessiales; Symbiodiniaceae. The record is from the annotation of a GenBank genome assembly.
AGGACUUUUAAGAUCAGUGAGCUGCAAGGCUGGGACUUGGUUACAAGAGCCAUGGCAUUCCUCACCCUGCUGCUGUUGUCUCUUGCCUGCGCCGUGCCCGGGUCUGCGACGCUGCCCACUGAAAUCGAACCCUUGGGAGCUACCGAUGCCAUCGAUUUCCAUGAGCAAGCCGACAGGCACGAGGAGCAUGAUGAGCAUGAUGAGCAUGAUGAUCAUGAGAAACGUGAAGAUGCCAAGGUUGAGAAGUCUCCGGCGCCAGCACAGCACUGGUGGGAUCGCUUUUGGCCAUUUGUGCUGCCUGCCACUCCAACAAGGUCAGAUGUUGCAGAUGCGGUGCAGCUGGAUGAGCACGCCCAUCACCGUGAGCAUGAGGAUCAGAAGGGAACUGUCCAUUCUGAGCCAGACCAUUGGUGGGACCACUUGUGGCCUUUUGCGAUGUCUGCUCAAGAGGAGGCUCAGACUUCCCAGCUGCUGGCAGAUGAACAGGAGGAGCAUGUUGAGGACGAGGACCGCAAGGGCCACAAACUCCACACCCCAGAAUCACAUUGGUGGGAUCAUUUGUGGCCCUUCGUGAUGAUGACAGCCGCGUUUCCUGCCAUCGGGGUUUAUGCAUUCAAGCGAGCCCAGUCUGCCAUGCAGCAGCCACUGUUGGAAGAAGCUCAAACAGUGGUCUAAAGAAGUGACCCGAGCUUUAGUAGCGGUAGCGGCUUAGCUGGUCGUGUGGAGAUUCUGCUCCAUUCGGCAGGGGCUAUAGGAUACACACAGAAUCGCACAGACCACUGACCACUAAGCAGUGUAUGUUCAACAUCCUCACCUCUGGUGAACGAACGGCGUUGCAUCAUGAAUCACC